GGGGCCGGCGCCGCGGUCGCUUUUCUUCGCUGAGGUACUGCCGCCGCCGGGCGGACGGGCGGACGCGCGGAGCUGGGGGCGGCGCGGCGGGGCCGGCGGGGCGCGGCGGGGCUGACCGGCCCCGAUGAGGCGGAAGGAGAAGCGGCUUCUGCAGGCGGUGGCGCUGGUGCUGGCGGCCCUGGUCCUUCUGCCCAACGUGGGGCUCUGGGCGCUGUACCGCGAGCGGCAGCCCGACGGCACCCCCGGGGGAUCCGGAGCAGCAGUGGCCCCGGCGGCCGGACAGCAAGUCACCAAGCCUGCCCAGAUUCAGAAGCUGGGGAAACAGACUCCAUCUCUUGGUGGGAGGAGCCAGAGGAUCCCACUACAAAGGGGUUCACACAAUCAGCAGAAGAAGACCUUUUUCUUGGGAGAUGGGCAGAAGCUGAAGGACUGGCACAACAAAGAAGCCAUCAAGAGGGAUGCUCAGCGUGUAGGAAACGGAGAACAAGGGAGGCCCUUCCCCAUGACUGAUGCUGAGAGAGUGGAUCAGGCAUACCGAGAAAAUGGAUUUAACAUUUACGUCAGUGACAAAAUCUCCCUGAAUCGCUCUCUCCCUGAUAUUCGGCACCCAAACUGCAACAGCAAACACUACCUGGAGACGCUCCCCAACACCAGCAUCAUCAUCCCCUUCCACAACGAGGGCUGGUCCUCCCUCCUCCGCACCGUUCACAGCGUGCUGAACCGCUCGCCCCCGGAGCUGAUCGCCGAGAUUGUCCUGGUGGACGACUUCAGUGACCGAGAGCACCUGAAGAAGCCACUUGAAGACUACAUGGCCCUUUUCCCCAGCGUGAGGAUUCUCCGAACCAAGAAACGGGAAGGGCUGAUAAGGACCCGGAUGCUGGGGGCCUCAGCAGCAACUGGGGAUGUCAUCACAUUCUUGGACUCACACUGUGAAGCCAAUGUCAACUGGCUUCCCCCCUUGCUCGACCGCAUCGCUCGGAACCGCAAGACCAUUGUGUGCCCAAUGAUCGAUGUGAUUGACCACGACGACUUCCGGUAUGAGACGCAGGCGGGGGAUGCCAUGCGGGGCGCCUUUGACUGGGAGAUGUACUAUAAGCGGAUCCCGAUCCCUCCAGAACUGCAGAAAGCUGACCCCAGCGACCCAUUUGAGUCUCCCGUGAUGGCCGGCGGACUGUUCGCCGUGGAUCGGAAGUGGUUCUGGGAGCUGGGCGGGUAUGACCCAGGCUUGGAGAUCUGGGGAGGGGAGCAGUAUGAAAUCUCGUUCAAGGUGUGGAUGUGUGGAGGCCGCAUGGAGGACAUUCCCUGCUCCAGGGUGGGCCAUAUCUACAGGAAGUACGUGCCCUACAAGGUCCCCGCCGGAGUCAGCCUGGCCCGGAACCUGAAGCGAGUGGCAGAGGUGUGGAUGGACGAGUACGCGGAGCACAUCUACCAGCGCCGCCCCGAGUACCGCCACCUCUCUGCUGGAGAUGUAACUGCCCAGAAAAAGCUCCGCAGCUCCCUUAACUGCAAGAGUUUCAAGUGGUUUAUGACCAAGAUCGCCUGGGACCUGCCCAAAUUCUACCCACCUGUGGAGCCCCCGGCCGCAGCGUGGGGUGAGAUCCGCAAUGUGGGCACAGGGCUGUGUGCAGACACGAAGCAUGGGGCCCUGGGCUCCCCACUGAGGCUGGAGAGCUGUGUCCGAGGCCGAGGGGAGGCCGCCUGGAACAACGUGCAGGUGUUCACCUUCACCUGGAGAGAGGACAUCCGGCCUGGAGACCCCCAGCACACCAAGAAGUUCUGCUUCGACGCUAUCUCCCACACCAGCCCCGUCACCCUCUACGACUGCCACAGCAUGAAAGGCAACCAGCUGUGGAAGUACCGCAAAGACCAGACCCUGUAUCACCCCGUCAGUGGCAGUUGCAUGGACUGCAGUGAACGUGACCACAGGAUCUUCAUGAACACCUGCAACCCCUCCUCUCCCACUCAGCAGUGGCUGUUUGAACACACCAACUCAACAGUCUUGGAAAAGUUCAAUAGCAUCUGAGCCUUCACGUUCCCGUGGCAGGCCUGGCAGGGUCCUCUCCGGCAUUCACUGCAGCCUCCCUCUCCCAAGAGAGGCAGGGCUUCUGCGGACUCCGUCACAUAAAAGCUGCUGGCCAGCCAAGCCAGGGCAGAGGGGGCGCUUGAAGCUGGGCCAGGUGUCUGCCUGGCCUUGCAGGCCCCGAGUGGUGGAGGUGGGAUAGAGAGCAGACCCCACAAGAGGCCCCGCUCAAGAGCAGAGCCUGCUGCACCCCUGGCGGCAUCAGGGAAAUCCAGGAGAGCCUUUUCAACUUGCUUACCACGUUCCCUUGAGCAUUAUGCGGGAGGACUGCCCGGGCAGCCCUAGACCACCCUAAAAUGAAUCCUCCGAGGCUGCCUAGCUUUCAGGUGGCUCAUACGUGACAGUCCUGCAGAGAGAGAGGCAAAUUCUAUCUGUAGGGGGGCAGCUUUUAGCACUAGUGCCACCCAUCUGCAGCACAAGGGAAAAAGUCUUUCUCGGGACCACUGGUUUCAGUCUUUGAAUUUUUGCCUGCCCAGCGUCUGUUCUCUGUCACAGCCCCAGGAGAUGCAGUCGAAAGCCGUGCCUCGGGCCCUCCGAGUGUUCAGUACUGAUCACUGGCCAGCUGCCAGGCCUGGGGGCAGCAGCGCAACCCGCAGAUAUUUCUUUGCAGCCGUGGACAGACGGGAUGUCUCCCUUUGCUCUCAGGGUACUCGAAAUGCCCAUUUUAGUGCUCUCCGGGCACAAGGACAGCCCAGCCACCAGCUUUUCAGGACUGUUUCAGGUGGCCUUGGGCCUGUGGCACGGGCCCAGUAGAAAACCUCCAUACUAGAAAUUCUGGCUGAAUUUCCCUCAUCAGUGCUUCUAUC
Messenger RNA from Kogia breviceps (pygmy sperm whale), 2886 nucleotides. The record is from RefSeq and is a predicted model, not a curated record. NCBI's taxonomy places the organism in Eukaryota, Metazoa, Chordata, Mammalia, Artiodactyla, Physeteridae.